CUAUGGACAAUUGUAAUGCUCGGUUUGUUUGCCUGGCUAAUUGCUGGUUUAACUUCAAAUAUCUUGAACUUUGCUUCGUUCCCGGUGGCUACCAUCGUCACGUUAAACUAUGUUGAGAACCUAAGCUUCCCAGCCAUAACGAUUUGUAACUACAACCAAUGGCGUGCAUCAUAUAUCAAAGACUCGGACGCUGAACUACUAAAACUCAUGUUUCCGAGCCUACAGACAUCAGACAGUGAUAUUGAUUGGUCGGAUUAUGAUUUUACGGAACGCAACAUCACGGCCGAUAUCAUCAGAGGAGCUCACCAGAAGGAGGACAUGAUUAUAGAGUGUUCUUGGAAGAAUAUCAGUCCCUGUAGUCAUGAGAAUUUCACGAUGACGAUAACCGACUUCGGUGUCUGCUACACAUUUAACCAACCGUCUGAGAACAGUAAGGCUUUGAUGGUGAAACAGACUGGAAGUGAUUACGGACUAUCACUGCGUUUGAAUGUAGAACAGGGUGAAUACCUCAAUGGAAAUAACAAAGGAGCAGGCUUCAAAAUAUUAACGCAUCCACAAGGGGUGUUUCCAUUCGUCAAACAGCUUGGGUUUGCCGUGUCACCAGGAUUUGAAACAUUGGUCAGUUUGAAAUUUACUAAGCUUAAAAAUCUUCCGGGGCCCUACGAAUUUAAGUGUCUGGAGAAAAAGCUAAAGUACGCAGCCAAAUACACAGUGGAGGCCUGUCAGACGGAAUGUAGAGUGGAUUAUAUCAUCGACAAAUGUGGAUGCAAGAAUUAUAAUAUGCCAGGUAACGUUCGAGUAUGUUAUCCUAAAGAGAUCUACGAAUGUGUGAAGCCAGUUAGCGCAAACUAUACGAGAGAGGGGUUGGUGUGUAAUUGCCCGAUACCAUGUCUACGUGAAGUGUAUCAAUCCAGGGUGUCCAGCGCAUUCUGGCCAGCUCAGCAUAUCACUAAAGAAUUACAGGUGACACUUAAUCAAACAGAGGAACACAUCAGGAAGAAUUAUUUAGAUCUUGUGAUUUACUUCGAAGAACUGAGCUUUGAGGAGAUCAGACAGGUCGCUGCGUACGACGCAUCAACUCUGCAAAGUGACAUUGGAGGUUAUAUGGGACUGCUCCUUGGCGCUAGCGCCAUCACCGUCUGUGAAUUGAUUGAUUUUGUGAUUAUAAACCUGGUCGAUCGUGUCAGACGACGACGGGAGAAGAAAAUGAGAGGACUAUUGGAGAUCAAGGAAAAACAUAUACCUACAUCGCUUGCCUAAACUGAUGUAGUGUCACUAUUUAUUAACGCAUGAUAGAAGCAUAUUUUUGCUAACUCUAUAUGAAAUGGUCAACAUUAUCAGUCUUUCAAUAUAAUAAUAACGAUGUGAUUACGUAUCCCUCAAAUGUUUUGCUCUCAUGCGCAGCAUUAGGGCUCGUAAAGUUAGUGCCUCGUGUUAUCCUACUACCAGUGAUCGUUGUUACAGAUGAAUCAUAUUCCUAGCACCCGACGUAUUCUUUAACGACAAAUUUACUUGAGGAUUACAUUCACUGUUAGCAAUAGAUUAUUACAAUUUUUGCUUAGUAUAUAUAUGUUGAGCUAGUUCGUCCAGAUACGUCUACUGGUAUUGUACAUUUAAGAAAAUAUUAUAAAAAGUUUAAUUAUUCUAUUGGAAGUAUUGACAUGUAAAGUGCCACUUGCCUGAAGGCUCGAAGACGUUUUUGAAGGCAAUAAUGGCAUCUAUAUAUCUAUAACUAUGUCUUCUAAUCAUGCAGCAAGUUGCACAUCAUGACUAAAGGAAGUAGCUGAUUAUUUUUCCAAAACUAAUUUUUAUUCAGUCUCAAAGCACUACUAAUUUUCGUAUCAAAUCAAACCAAUUAAUAAGCAAUUAGCAAAACAAAAAGGAAGAGACCUGUAUAAGUGUAGAAAUACAGUAAAAAGCACCAGAAAAGGAAGCAGGGCAGGAUACAAAUUGACAACCACUUCCUCCAUUUAUGCAUGAGUAAUUGCAUACCGUACACCUUAAAAGACCUAAAUGGAUAACAGUGAUAAUAGAAUAGGAGCUGUUUAAUACAUUUUUAUUCUUUAAUUACUCAAAACAUGGAGGAAAGAAUGAAAUUGUCAGUUACAUUCUGCUUUAUCAUGGCGGGAAGGCUGUUACGGUUUUUACAAUGCAUAGUAGUAGUAUUAGUAGUAAAAAAAUAAUAAUAAAUCUUAUCAGUAUCUUAUCUUACCUUGAGUGGCCCUUAGCCUUAUUUGGGGUGACAGCGUAAGAAAAAAAGCUAAGAACCUGAAGUUGAAAGUAAAAUGUUGACGUCACGAUUAAGAAUAAAGAUUAUGAGAAACAUUAUGUUUACUUUCAGGGUUUUUUUUAUAGGCCUAUGAUAUAUCUAAUUUCGGCAGAGGUCAACUGGUCUAGGUAAGUUGUUGGCGGACCGAUGUACCUUUGCAGUUGUCCACCCUUUUGGCAAAAAGUUGAAAAUAAGCCUACGUAAAAAAGAGGUUUUGGUUGUUGGUGUCAUGUGUGCAGUUCCUUAAAAUAGAAUUAACAGCAAAUCGUAUUCGUAAUAACAAGCCAUAGUGUACAUUUUAAUAUACCAUAUGUCAUUAA
Molecule: messenger RNA, 2589 nt
Organism: Anneissia japonica
Lineage: Eukaryota; Metazoa; Echinodermata; Crinoidea; Comatulida; Comatulidae
Product: acid-sensing ion channel 2-like
Exons: 7
Coding region: 16-1260 (414 amino acids)
Biological process (GO): sodium ion transmembrane transport
Cellular component (GO): membrane
Molecular function (GO): ligand-gated sodium channel activity
Source: RefSeq, a predicted model, not a curated record